Molecule: messenger RNA, 1551 nt
Organism: Colletotrichum karsti
Lineage: Eukaryota; Fungi; Ascomycota; Sordariomycetes; Glomerellales; Glomerellaceae
Product: hexose carrier protein
Exons: 2
Coding region: 1-1551 (516 amino acids)
Biological process (GO): transmembrane transport; carbohydrate transport
Cellular component (GO): membrane
Molecular function (GO): carbohydrate:proton symporter activity
Source: RefSeq, a predicted model, not a curated record
AUGGGCUCGAAGAAAUACUUCGGCCUCACGGGCGAUGCGCUCAACACCCUGAGAAUCGCUCUCAUCAUUGCGCCGAGCUUCAUUCUGUACGGUUACAACAUCGGCGUUGUCGGCGGCCUCCUGACGGAAGAGGAUUGGGUCAAAACGUUCCCUCAGAUCGAUACCGUCAACACUUCGGGCGCCGAAAAAUCUCAAAACUCGACACUCCAAGGGUUCAUCGUUGCUACUUUCACCAUUGGCGCCACGAUCGGCUCUCUCUCUUGCUCUUGGACUGGCGAUAUCUAUGGGCGUCGAAACAUCAUCUUCUUUUCCGGGAUUCUCACUUUGAUUGGCGAAGUGCUGAUGUGCUCUGCCUUCGGUCUGCCGCAAUUCACGAUUGGACGUAUUAUUUGUGGACUUGGCAUCGGUCAGCUCAGCUCAAUUGUACCGGUCUGGCAAUCUGAGACGUCUGCUGCGGCCAAUCGCGGCCGUCAGGUUGUCAUGUCUGGGUGCUUUAUGUGCCUGGGUUACAUGUUGGAAUCUUGGAUCGAUUUCGGCUUCUUCCAAUUCCACUCAGGCCCAAUCACAUGGCGCCCACCUCUGGCUAUCGCUUGCUUCUUUUCCAUCGUUCUCAUGUCCUCCAUCUACUUCUUCCCGGAAUCGCCUCGCUGGCUGGUUAUGAAAGGUCGCUCCGAACAGGCACGAUCAGUUAUUGCCGUGCUCAAGUCGUUACCAGAAGACUCUCUUGAGGUCCAGGCCGAAUUGAACGGCAUUGAAUACUCUCUUGAAGAAACGAAGGGUACGGCGGUCUCCAUGAAGGAUAUGCUAAAGAACGGCGAAGACAAGCUUUUGUAUCGCUUCCUUCUCUGCAUGGGUCUUCAGUUUUACCAGCAAAUGUGUGGUUCAAAUCUCGUCAGCGUGUACGCGCCGAUUCUCUUCCAGCAGAACCUCGGCAUGUCUAGUCAACAGUCUCGCAUCAUGAGCGGCGGAACCCUCACCUGGAAGUUUCUCGCCUCUUUUAUUGCCUUUUUCACCAUUGAUCGGUUUGGACGUCGGGCAGCUUUCAUCGUCAGCGGCGGCGGCAUGUCCCUCUGUAUGAUCGCCCUCGCCGUGUCCACCUCGUUUGGCAAGGACAACUAUGCGGCCCAAAUAUCUGCUGCCUUCUGGAUCUUCCUCUACAACACAUGGAUCCCGAUCGGUCUCAUGGGAGCCAACUACCUUUACUGUACCGAAAUCGCCCCCCUACGCCUACGCAUGGCCAUGUCUUCUAUUUCCACGGCCAACCACUGGUUAUUCAACUUUCUGGUCAUCAUGGUGACUCCCGUCGCCAUCAACAGCAUCGGCUACCAGUAUUACAUUGUCUACGCCGUUAUCGCGUUCACGUUCCCGAUCGCGGUGUGGCUGUGGUUCCCGGAAACGACCGGCCGCAACCUGGAGGAGAUUGAUCUCCUCUUCCGCGAGUCGCCGUCCAUCUGGGCCACCGUCAAAUACGCCAAGACUCGGCCCAUCGCCAUGCCACAGGAGUUCAGAUCGGAGAAAGAUGAGAAGGCGGACCAUCUUGAGGAGGCAUAA